GCAAACGACGAGCCGGCUGUCAAAUCCGAAACAACAAACGGAAAAGAAAUAAACGCAGUUGAUAGCAAGUCCGAACAAGCUUCGCCGAACAAACAACACCAGCAUGUCGGAAAUUUUUGGCAAUUUGGAUAAUUUUCUAGAGAACUACGAUGAGGAUGACGUAGCAUCAACAAGCGCGCUAAACGAUUCACAAGACAGCAUUGCAAACGAUUCCCUCGAUAGCAGCAGAAGCGAUGGGGCACGAAAAACGCUUGCCGCGAAGAACAAAGCUACAGGAAAGAGGAAAAGUAAUGCUGGCGGCAAAAGAUCUCAAAGCAGCAAAAGCACAUCAUCAACCUGCGCAGACAGUAUUGCUGAUGUGGGCCAUACUCUGGACACGUUAGCUUCAACUCCUGAACUGCUUCCGCCCGUCGUAGAUUUGACGCCGACUGUCGCAGGCGUCGGAGACGAAAUUAGACAGCUUUCCCGUUUGUUCGAUUCCAUAUUUUGUUCGCAAAACCCAAUCGUGAAGGAAUUUCUGAAGAAUAGGAAUGCUACUGCCGCUAAGCGGGCCUACACUACAGUGUGCAACAGUUAUCAUCGGAAACCACCUGUAACAGCAAACGACAUGAAAAAGAUAAUGGGUAAAAUCGAUGCAUCGAAACGUAGCUUGCAACAGCUAGAGCAGGAAAUACAAACCCUCCUAUCGCCCGUAUCAACAAACCCCUUUCCGCCACCCCGCUCCCGCCGGUCAAGAGGACCUACUGCACAGGGAAAUCGAGCGCCAGUAUUGGCUGUGAUAUCAUUGGACUGUGAUGAUGACCCGACGCCAUCGCAGCCAAUUUUCCAAUCACAAUACCGGCGUGUGACUAGAAGAAACGGAGCAAACGAGACUGGCACUCAAUCUAAUACGAUAAGCUUAGACUCCGAUGACGAGAGUGGUGAUGGAGCAGUAGAGCUGGAACCUUCAUUUAGCGCCGCCAACAGUUCGUUCGAAACGGAAAACUACGAAAUGCGCAUCAAAAUCAAGUGGGGCCGGGGCAUCGAAACGUUCGUCCAUCGGCGGUAUCAAAAGUUUGAGGACAUUUUUAACCAGCUGGCGGCCAAAGAGUCUGCCGAUCGGGCGUGCAUUUUUCUCAACCUGGACGAUCGCAUAGUCUAUGCGAGCGAUACGCCCGAUUCCAUCGACUACAAACCGCACCAGUUCAUUGGUAAGGCUGGUGUGAGGAUGUACAAAAGGAUGUACAUUACCAUUAUUUUUUUUUACUUAUUUCCCCUCACGUCAGCUGGGCGCAUUCUAAAAACCAAAGCGCCAAUCCUUCCGACCGCUCACGGGUCGUCGACCGGCCACAAUAGCAACAUGAUCACGCUGAAGGUACAGAUGGAGAAACGGAAACAACCGCUGCGGCUGCAGAUUGACAAGAAUCAAACCAUGUCCGUGCUGGUGAUUAAAUGCGCCGAAGAGCUCAAGUGUGAACCGAAGGAUAUUCGGCUGUACUUUGACGGCGAGCUGGUUGGCAAUAAUGAUAAGCCAGAGGAUCUUGACCUAGAAGGGGACGAGAUACUGGACAUUCGUUUUGUGAAGUAAUUGGAUGAAAUGCGCAGAGAGCUUUAUUGUUGCCCUGUUUUUUUAUAUUAUGAUUUUGCAUUACUAGUUUCAAAUAUAUAAAGUCGUUCGACAUAAAUAAAA
This is a messenger RNA of Anopheles gambiae (African malaria mosquito), 1669 nucleotides long. RefSeq lists its product as uncharacterized. The transcript has 6 exons. Gene Ontology annotation, molecular function: protein binding. Bases 104 to 1567 code for a protein of 487 amino acids. Lineage: Eukaryota; Metazoa; Arthropoda; Insecta; Diptera; Culicidae. Gene Ontology annotation, biological process: cytokine production; positive regulation of transcription by RNA polymerase II. The record is from RefSeq and is a predicted model, not a curated record.